UAAUGUCAGUAUAAUCUACACACCGUGUCGUAAGGAUCGUUUGUUAAGAUAACCAUGGAUUCGAAAAGUAGUGAAACAAAUGAAACUUUACCAUCUGGAGAAUUUAUUGACGACUAUUCACAUCUGCGUUUCUCAUAUUAUCGGGAUGUCAGCCUCAAUAGUUCAUUCGCAAUAAAUUCUAGUGCCUUGUCCAACGAUACUUUGGAAACCGACGUCAGUGAGUCUAACAUCAAAAAAGCUAAACCACAACUUCCGGAUUUGCCACACCCUUCAUACGUCAUGGCAUCGAUAAUAUCAUCUGCCUCGAAUAGAAUGAACACGGGCAAUAUGCAAUUCAAAUAUGCUAACAGAGUUGAAACAGCAAAAACGCAACCUGCGCAGUUUAAGUUUUCACCAUCCCGCCGGUCCACUUUGUUGCCAGAGAAAAAUAACAAUAAAUUGGAAUAGAUUCCAACAUUCAGGUAUUUCAUUCAGACAGGCUUAGCUGAAUAAGUAAUAAUGUUGUAUAACUGUUUUAAUGAAAAUUUGCAAAUUUACCGGCACCUGAAUUAUAAGGUUCUUAAGAAAAAUACACUGAAUAUAGAAGAGAAAUAUUUUUACAUUUUUUUCCUCGUGAGUGAAAUUAAAGAAAAUAUUUUCAAGAGUAAUAGAAUUAAAAUAUUUACAAAGUGGGAACAUUUUAUUGUUUAGUAUAGUGAUGACGCAUCAAAAGAAUUGCCUAGGAGACAAAACAUAUAAUUACUAAAGCGAGUGAUUUCCCUCGGGCCAACCGCAGUGCAGACGAGUAUAACUUUUAUUCCGCUUAUUUAAAAAAAUAUGAAAUUUAAAGUUUAUACCAAGUUACAACAUGAAAUAUUGUUUUUAAUUUAUUAACAGCGCAUGUCUCGUUUAACAUUUUAGUGAAAUUCUGUAAUGCAAUAUAACAUUUGGCAACGAAUAACGUGUAAAAUAAAGAAUGUUAACAUUUCCAUUUUAAAUAUUUAGAGUUUUUGUUUUAAGGAAAUCUGUAAUAUUACAUAGAAUCUUCCCAUUAUUGGUAUGCGUGUAAUAUAAAUUCUAAUAUCACC
Messenger RNA from Pieris rapae (cabbage white), 1067 nucleotides. RefSeq lists its product as uncharacterized. The coding region runs from base 55 to 447 and encodes 130 amino acids. Lineage: Eukaryota; Metazoa; Arthropoda; Insecta; Lepidoptera; Pieridae. The record is from RefSeq and is a predicted model, not a curated record. The transcript has a single exon.